UGUCGAGUCAUCGCUAGUCGAGAGUGGAGAGCAGACACAGCCGCUGUCUGCUGGCUUGAAAAGGGGGAAUAACUGUGGAUUACAGCGGAUUAAUUGCGACAUAGAACCCAACAGGAGUGAAAUAGAGGUCGUAAAAUCGGAUUGGAGGUUGAUACGGAUGAGGAAAUUGCAUCGCUGAGUGAGGCUGUUGCCUUGCGUUGCCGUUGCAGACCCGGACACAGACAGACAGAGAGAAGUACCAGAGCUACCGCGACACCAGCGAGCGAACUUGGCUUCUCUGCCCUGUGGGAGGUGUCUGUCUGUCGGCUGCGGCUCCCGACGCAUACCGCCACCGCGUCGCCGCUCGGAGCUUUUGGGUGAUAUGGUUGUAUGUUUUUUGUAAAUAGCUUUCACGUCUUUCUCGGGGGUUUCAACAACCAACUGUAGCUUGAAUGUGACGCACUAUCUUGACAUUUGUGCUGUAACGUUAUUUCUGGAGCGGACCCCCCACUGCAGAGGAGUUUAAGGCUUUUAAAUCAAGUUUCCACCAUUCACAUUUCUUCGGUACAGAUAACAGCCACGCCGAUGUAAGAGUGACAAGGACUGAACCAGACAAAGCUGGGCCAGGCUAGGCCAGGCCUGGCCUACCUAGCCUUCUCUGUGGCCCUACCAGGCCAAUUCAAAGACUUCUGCAGGGAAUUCUGCCUUCAGCAAGAGGAGGUGGUUCUAGUCUGUUCUUACAAGUACUUACAAGGCCCCCAAGCUCAGCAGAUUCCAUACAUAAUUUGUCUUAGGACGUCUCAGGAGGUAGCAUUGUUCUGCUAGAGCUCCAGUCCUUCCAUGUCGUGGUGGUUCCUCUCUGGAUGUUGGCAGCAGGAUGGACGCAGGUGUUGAUUUGACGAGUGUCACCGUGUUGCAGCACUUGUGCCCCCCCUCCUUCGACUGCAUCUUCUCCUCUUUUGCACCCUUUUCUUCAUCCAUCAGUAACAGAAAGCCCCUUCCUCUCUCCUGGGGCCCCCCUGCCCCUGAGCGUUGCAGAAAAGGGACCUGUAGAAACUGUAGAUUGUUUUGUUGAAACAACAAAACUUGUAAAAGGAAGGAGGCUUAAUAAAUCCUCACUUACAAACUCCAGCAAACAAUCAAGAUCGGGUCGUUCAGUUGAUUUAAUAUUUGGUUUUUGUUGCCCAUCCCCAUCCCUCUUUUUUCUUGAGUUUGAUCAAAAGGUGGACAACUUCCCCAUUGGAAAGGAGACUUGCUGGUCGAGAUUUAUGUACAGGUACAUGUAGUUUAAUGAUAGGUUGGUCUGAGUCUUUAUUUAUAUUUUGUAAAUUCUCCUUUUUUGUUUUUGGCCUUGGUGAAGAAUGUCGGAAAGCAAUAGCAGCAGCAAAGCAGUGAAAUUCAUUGCCCCUGCCCCCCCUCCUCCUUCUACCUCCCCUUGUCUGUCACCCCAGACUCCCCACAAGACUGUGAACGGUUCUGCUAGCUCAGAUUCACACGUGGUGGAAAAGCUUGGUGGUCACCAAGAGGUCAGACGUCGGCGACAUACAAUGGACCGAGACUCUAAAACAGCUGAGCACCGUUUCUUUCGGCGCAGUGUCAUCUGCGACUCCAACGCCACAGCUUUGGACCUGCCCAGCAAGGCGACCAUGAUACUCACCUCACCUCCAGACUGUGAGGGGCCCUCCAGCUUUUUCCUCCCACAGCCCUCAGGGCCUGGACCUGGUGUACACGAGGCUAAAGAUGUGGAGGCAUCUAGAGCACCCUGUUUGCAAAGUAUGACCUUGGAACCCAGUCUUGGUGGGGCAGUUGCAGAGGAGCACCCAGAUGCUGGUGAAGAUUUAGGUGUUGGUGUUAUCAUGACUGCUGUUACCAGUGAUAGCAGCACUGACUGUAGUGCAGGUGGAGCAGCAAAAGAGCCAAGCCCGACAGUAUUGGAUGUUAGCGACAAGACAGUUAGUAAACAACCUGAUGUUAUGCUGCCUCGUGGAGGGUCAGAGGAGAAACGACAGGUGGUAAAAGAUAGGAAAGUAAUAGAGCCUAAAGAUGAAUGUAGCAGUAGUAGUCCUACAGAGGAGAAAGAGAGGGAGACAGAGGAGGGGAAGGAACAAGCCAAGACACGGGCAGAGCAGAGAGAGGCAGAGAAACGAGUGCAAGAGGAUAUAGAGGAGGUGGAAACAAAAGCCGUAGGGACGUCGCCGGAUGGACGCUUCCUGAAGUUUGACAUCGAGAUCGGAAGAGGCUCCUUUAAGACGGUAUACAAGGGAUUGGAUACUGAGACUACUGUGGAAGUGGCCUGGUGUGAACUACAGGACCGUAAGCUGUCCAAGUCAGAGCGGCAGCGCUUCAAAGAGGAGGCUGGGAUGUUGAAGGGUCUCCAGCAUCCUAACAUUGUCCGCUUCUACGACUCCUGGGAGGGACCGUGCAAAGGAAAGAAAUGCAUUGUUCUGGUCACCGAGCUGAUGACCUCUGGCACUCUUAAAACCUACCUGAAGCGUUUCAAGGUGAUGAAGAUCAAGGUCCUGCGCUCGUGGUGCAGACAAAUCCUCAAAGGCCUUCACUUCCUGCACACCAGAGCUCCUCCCAUCAUCCACCGAGACCUGAAAUGUGAUAACAUCUUCAUUACGGGGCCUACAGGGUCAGUGAAGAUAGGAGACCUGGGCCUAGCCACACUGAAGAGGGCCUCCUUUGCCAAGAGUGUCAUAGGCACCCCGGAGUUCAUGGCUCCAGAGAUGUAUGAGGAGAAAUAUGAUGAAUCUGUGGAUGUCUAUGCCUUUGGCAUGUGUAUGUUGGAAAUGGCUACAUCAGAAUAUCCCUACUCGGAAUGCCAGAAUGCUGCCCAGAUCUACAAACGAGUUACUAGUGGAGUCAAGCCGGGCAGUUUUGACAAGGUAGCCAUUCCUGAGGUGAAGGAAAUAAUAGAGGGCUGCAUCAGACAGAACAAGGAUGAGAGGUAUGCUAUCAAGGUCCUAUUGAACCAUGCGUUCUUCCAGGAGGACACUGGCGUCAGGGUCGAGCUGGCAGAGGAGGAUGAUGGGGAGAUGAUCGCUAUCAAACUCUGGCUCAGGAUAGAAGACGUCAAAAAGCUCAAAGGCAAAUACAAGGACAACGAAGCUAUUGAGUUCUCCUUCGACCUGAACAAGGACGUUCCUGAAGAUGUGGCCCAGGAAAUGGUUGAGUCUGGCUAUGUUGCCGAGGGCGACCAUAAGACCAUGGCCAAGGCUAUCAAGGACCGCGUGUCUCUGAUCCGGAGAAAGAGAGAACAAAGGCAGCUAGUACGAGAGGAACAAGAGAAGAGACAACUGGAGCUGGAACAGCAACACCAGCAACAACAACAACAACAACUACAACAACAGCAACACCAACAAGAGACACUCAAAACUUCACACACACAGGUGGAAGCAGAGGAAACUGAAGUGGACCAGCAACAGCUUCACUAUCAGCAGAGCAACCUCUCACUUCCAUCUGAAGGAGUGGACAGUGGCCAGGGUUCCUCAGUUUUCUCCUCUGACGCCCCCCACUUGGGUCAGCUGACCAUGUCAUACAGCUGCCCCCCCUCUACCCAGCCCCCCUCCCAGCCCCAGCCCCAGUCCCCUUAUCCCACCACCCCGCAGCAACAUCAAGUCUAUACCCAGCCGUCGCAGCCAAUGCAGCAGCAUUCAAUGCCACACCCCUACAGUGGAGGAGCAAGCACAGGAGGAGGUGGAGGAGGGGGGAUCCAACUUCCAACUCUCCCUGACCCCCCUACUAUUUUCUUUCCCUCUAUUCCUGAACGGCCCAUUUCAUUUUCCCCUCCUCCCACUGGGCCUCCAAAGGCCUACAACACCCAGCGACGUAAGAGCACCUCCAUUCUCGAGGCCCACACCCGACACUUCCAGCCUGCCUACCCUCGGUACGGGAGCAGCCUUCAUCCCUUUUCAGGGUUGGAGGGUGUCGAGCCCCCGUCUCUCUACAUGGUCAACCCUGGUUUUGCAGCCGCUGCUCAAAGACUUGGUGUUGGAGAGCCCCUGCAUCUCCCAGGGCAAUCUGACCCAAGCUUGUAUGGAUAUAAAGAUGUGAGAGCAGAGCAAGAGGAAGCAGUGAGGAGAUUAAGCUUAAACCAGGCUGCCCUAUUGGACCAUUAUGAAGCAAUGGCAUACGGGGGAUACCCAAUGACUGCUCACCAGCUUGGUCACUUGAGUUUCCAUCAGCAGAUGCAAGCAGCGGCUGCAGCUGCCAGUUUGGGAUAUGAUCCCGGCCCCCCGCCUCAACCGGCAUUCUUGCACCCACACAUGAUGCAAAGAAUCAGCACUCACAGCCCAAUCCCUCCACCUCUGACUCCCAUGAGCGCAUCCACUGGUGCCUCUGUGUCUUCUUCAUCAUCAGAUGGAUGCUAUCCUCCACCCCAGCAUGCUUCCACUUCCUCCUUCCCUCUCUCUGCUCCUCCAGUGAUGGCUGAUGCUCCACCUCCUGGAAGUGUUUUUGAAUUUCAUUUAGCUGCGGCUGCUGCAGCUGCUGCCAGUGACCCAAGCCUGCUGGCUUCCAGACUUUAUCGGGCCCGCAGGAGUUCCAUGGACCUCCCACUUGAGGACAGCACAGGGUCGGGUUCAGGUGGCUCUGGGUCAUACAGCCGUCUCCAGCCUGUGACAGAAGAGCUGUACACAUAUAUCAGCCCUGAGCUCCCUUUACCUCCAGGAAGUCUUCUCCUUCACCAUGGAGUAGGAAGCACAAGGGACAGAAGCCCAGAACCAUCCAGUGACUCCUUUGCUUCCUCUGAUGCAGGAGAGUUUCAGUCACCUCCUCCGCCACCUCUCCUCCCUCCACUUGAACCUUCAGCCGCUCAGUCCAUCCCUCACUCAUCCUCCUCCGCACUCUAUGAUCCAACAGGGGGGUUGCCUCCCACAGAUCCACAGGGUCAUCCACCCUCUCAGCAGAGCUUCCUCCUUCUCACACCAUCCUCUGAGCUCCCUGUUGCGGGAGCCUCGUCGACUCAGCUGGGGUCUCUGAUCCAGAAUGCCUGGGCCCGGCAUGGAGGGGUGGUACCAGCCCAGCCUGAUAUGACAUACCAUGAGUCAUUGUUGGCAAUGCAGGCUGCUAACUCCACUCUGCAGCAGGUUCAAGCCCCCACCUCCCAGCCCACUGCAGUGCCCUCCCUGGCCCCUCCCACCUCGCAGCCUGCUACUCCUGGGACCUGCCAGCAGGUCAUUACAUCUAGUCAGUCCAGUAGUGCAUCAGUCCAGAGCCCCACUCACACAUCUGUGCCACAGGCCUCUGCACAGUCUGCCUCCCAGCCUCCAGAGCAGUCCCAGUCUCAGCUACAGCCUCCACCGCAAGUGCCCUCAUCAAUGGAGAGUGGCCACUCUGAGACAUCAGGUCUGAGUGACGGGAAUGAGGGAGGUGGAGGAGGAGGCCUCCAUGAAGGGCGCUCCACCAAGCGACACCAGAGACGCUCUGUGCGAAGUCGAUCUCGCCACGAGAAGAUCACUAAGGCGAAGCUAAAUGUCCUCAAUAUCUCUAACCUAGGAGACAGGGUUGCAGAGUGUCAGCUAGAGACCCACAACAGGAAGAUGGUGACCUUCAGGUUUGACCUGGACGGAGACAACCCUGAGGAGAUUGCUCAGAUCAUGGUCCAGAGUGAGUUUAUCCUGGAGAGCGAGAGGGAGUCCUUUAUUGAGCAGGUCAGAGAAGUGAUAGAGAAUGCAGAUGAGAAGGGCCUGGAGAGAGACACAAACAACCAGAUGACAGGCGACAUGGAGCAACAGAUUCCUGCUAUAUCUUCUCCCAUGCCAGAUAUCCCUCCGAGUGCCACGGCCCAAGUUGUUCAUUCAGCAGGUCGUAAGUUCAUCGUCAGCCCAGUACCUGAAGCCAGGCUGAAGGAACAGUUCUUUGCGGCCUGUCCUUCUCCUGCUCCUGCAUCUACUGUUGACACAGCUGCUCCUGUCUCAGCUCCAGCUUCAUCUCAAACUCCAGUCCCAGGUUUGGGGUUAUCCCAGUCUGCUGGAGCAAUCAGCCUGCAGCAAGCCUUUUCAGAGCUCAGACAGAACCAGAAUCAGUAUGACCCAGGACCCAGCACUGCCCCAGCUUCGAUCCAGUCCACCCUGCCUUCGCUGCAUCCGUCAGCCGCCUCUGUGUCUUCACAAUCUAGUGGAGCCAGUGGAUCCACUCCCACUGUGGAUGCAAGUGCUGGACUUGUCUCCUCUAAUCUAACCCAGACACAGGAGCAAGCGUUAGACGUCUGCCUUCCUCCCCCUUCCUCCUCCUCCACCUCCUCCUCUGUGCCCUCGGUCUGUCUCACCCCUCCUGGCUCCUCGUCCUCUCCUCCAGUGGUGAAUCAGUCUAUCCCUCUGUCACAGGGAGCCACCCAGCAGGGGGUUCAGGCUUCUUGCCAACCCCAAGGACAGGCACAGGUCCAAGGGCAAGCACAGAUCCAGCCCCAGGCUUUCACUCAGCCCCAAGGCCCCGUGCCGCAGUCCCAAACAGCUGUUUCUACUGUCAGCACUGCAUCUGUAUCUUCCACCUCGCCACCCACCAGCAUCCCUCCAACACCUAUAACCUCUCCUUCUCCUACCCCCACCCUUCCCCCUGUGUCCUCCCCUCCUCAUGCUUCUUCCUUCACCCCUCUGGUGAGUGAAGGUGUCCCUAAUCAUCCCUCCAUCUCUUCACCACCCUCCUGUCCUCCAUCUCUGUCCUCCUCUGUCAUUCCAACAACUGCCAUCCCAGGUCCCCAGCUUACUCCGUCUGCCUCCUCCCAGCCCCCUCCCUCUUCCUGCACCUCCUCUUCCUCUGUGGGGCUCCAGCCGGUGACCACCAGUGUUCCUGUGGUCCAGCCAACAUUAGUCCACUCCCAGCCACAAACAGCAGCCCUGCCUGGGCAGACCCACACCCACUGUGGGGAAUGUGAUGCAAGGUGUGAAGCAUCCACUGAGUCCCAGGGCAAAGCAGACGACAUCCAGACUUUGGAUAAGAAGCUGCGUUCUCUCUUCAUGGACCUCGGUGGAGGGGUUCCCUCCUCACAGGGAGACCCCUUAGCUGCUGACCCGGCCUCAGGAGCCUCUGUUGCAGGUACCUCGUCUCCAGUUGGCCCCUCUACCUCCACGACAUCUGUCACUACACCCGGCUCCAGCCAAGUGGCCAACCCUCCUCUGCCCCCCUCCAGCCUACCGUUGGGGUCACUGGCCUCCGUUGCUCCCAUUCAGGGCCCUGGAACACCUAGCUCCGCCCCUGCACAGAGUGUCAUCCCUGCCUCAUCCUAUAGCCAGACCACUCCAUCCAAAACCUCCAUAUCCAGACUACCGGCCAGUUCUCCUUCUUCAGAACUCCUGCCAUCCUUCCCUGGACCCUGUCUGAUACAGUCCCAGCAGCCUCUGGAGGACCUGGACGCUCAGUUGAGGAGAGCUCUGAGCCCAGAGACUGUUCCUGUCAGCACACAUACACAGGCCUCACACACUGGCAUGCCUUCAGGAGGACAACCAAUUCCCUUCUCUCUGGAGGAGGAAGCAGUGACCGGUCCCCCUCCACCAGGUGGAAUAAAACUGGGGAGAUUUCAGGUCUCCUUGGCUACUGAGGAGCCUCCUGUCCCCCGCCCUGCCUGCACUGAAUCCUCCUCCACUUCCUCCACCUCAUCCUCCUCUUCAUCCUCUUCCUCCUCCUCAUCCUCCUCCUCCAGUCUCUCCAGUCCGGAGAACACGCUGCACAAGGCCUCUUUGUCUCCUCGGAGAGUGGGAGGAGAGCGAGGCGGAGAUGUGGUGGAUGGACUCCCCUGUCCUCUAUCUCAAAGGACUCUAGGGGUGUCCUACCACCCUUCCCCUCACACCUCACCCUGCCCCUCCCCCCAGCCCACCACAACCAUCGGACGCUUCCAGGUCACCACCAACACCGAGGCCCGGGUCGGGAGAUUUUCAGUCAGCCGUGCCCAGGAGCAGACCUCUGAGGCUGGGCCGAGCCCACCGCCUGCUGCACAGGCUACGAAUGGACCCAGUCAGCCUAUGCAGAUGCUGAGUCCAGACUCUACUCAUAAGGCCUCUCUGCCAAGUCUGAACAACAACUCCUUCAACAACUCCUAUGUCAGCAGUGACAAUGACUCAGAGUUUGAGGACGAGGACUUCAAAAGGGAAGUCAAUCGCCUCAGAGAAAAGCACAUGCGUGAAAUCCAGGCCCUCCACUGCCGUCAAAAAGAAGAGAUCGACAAUCUCUUCACCAGGCUGGGAAAGGUUCCUCCACCUGCAGUGCUCCCUCCAGUCAUAGCCUUGGCUGGCAGGAGGAGACGACCCACCAAGAGCAAAUCCUCCAAAUCCUCAAGAACCAGCUCCACUCAUGGCAGCAAAAGUCCACUACAGCCAGGCAGCACUUUAUCCGCACAGAGCGUCCCCACCAUCUAUCCCGGCCAGCUGGCUCUGUUAGCCCCAGGAGGGUUAGCCGAUUCAGGCAGCAGCUCUCUGCUCCAGCCCCUUAAACCCUCUCCCUCCAGUGACAACCUGUGUUCGGCCUACACCAGCGAGGCAGCACUCUCCGUGCCCAGCCUGUGUGCUCCCACCCCAGGCUGUGUAAAGUUCAGCUGGGGUUCGGAGCGUUUGACCUUCAAGCCUGGCGGCAGGAGGACGCGCUUUCUGAGGAAGAUGGUGAAAAAAGUCUGCCCCUGCAACCAGCUCUGUAGGACCAAUAGCACCAAUGCAGUGAGCGGAGGUUUGGGCCAGAACCAGGGUGGGUCCCAGUCUCUCCCUCCUAGCAUCUCUGCCCCCCAUCAAAGGAAGGGAACCUUCACUGAUGACCUUCACAAACUGGUGGACAACUGGGCCAGAGACGCUAUGAACCUCUCACAGGGUAAGAGGAGUGCCAAACAGCUGCAGCAGGCCCCGACACAGGGGCACAGCUACGAGGUGAUCCAGUCAGCCAGUCUGGGCAGGAAGUACUCGGCUCCCGGCCAGCUGUGUCCUAGCAGCAUCGGAGGCUCUGCGCACCUCCCAACCAACCCCGCCACCGCUACCUCUCUGGCUGCCCGCAAGGGCUCCCUGUGCCCCCCACCUGCUUCCUCCACACCUCCGCAGCCCCCGCCUCCCCAGUUCAUCCCCUACACCCCCACUGCCACUUAUAGUGCACAAUGGUCCGGUCCAGCACACGGCCUGUCGACCCCCCACCAGGCCCCGACGCAGCCUGGGCCCCUCCUGGUCAGUACCUCCCAGCCCCUGGGCCCCUACCCCACAACAGUGGCCGGCGGGCAGGGCCAGAUCCCGGGGCAGGGGCCACUCCAGGCUUUCCACCUGGCCAGUGCUCUGCAGAAGUCAGUCAGCAACCCAGGAGGGCCCAACCUGAGGACCACAUAGGGUUUAGGGGGUGGGGCUGGUUUGAAUUGCAGCCUGACUGGACGGGUAUGGAGUGAAGUGGACUGGCCUGGAAUGGCUGGAGAGGGUGGGAGAGCUGUGAUGAGUGUGGAGGAGAGAGGAGCAGCUCCAGGAGUGCUAGAUAACAGAGGCUGGCCUGCUUGAGAAGGGAGGGGAGAGGAGAGUAGAGGAAAUCAAGAAAUAAGAGUCAGGAAUGAAAUGUAAUGCAUCUCGACAGUGUGUGUGAUGCACCUCACGUCUGUCUCCUUCCAUGUAUGUGUGAGAGGCUGAGAGGAGAACCGACCCUUACACACAUACACACACUCAUACACUCUCCCUCACUGUGGAGUCUGAUUGUGGGCUCAUCACAGUCAGCCAGUGCUCAAGACUAAAGGAAAAGACUGACGAGUGCAAUGUUACAAGGCCAAAGAGGUUGUUACAGGGUGUGGGAUUGGUAUUAAUGACUGUAUGUGUGUGAGUUGUGUGUAGGCUUCUGUGGCUUGGUUACACUUGUUCCAUUUCAUGCCAUAAAAUGAAAUAAACAAAUGCUUGCUAGGAAGGACACAGAAUCACCACAGUGGUAGAGGGAAGAUGGUACAUCAGGUUGCAGGAAAAGAAGAAAUGUGAUCAGCCUUUCCACAACCUCCCAUGUCCCCCUGCGUCCCCAAGCACCUGUUUCCCAGCUAGAACUGCUGAAGAUGCUUGUGGGAAGUGCUGGUUUUGGCCACUGCUGCUUCAGCGUACCUCUGAUAAUACAUUUGAAGCACAGCAGCAUUCUUUUACUGGAAAUUCAAAUAUUUCUGACUUCUAGCUAUCUGUACUCAGAGCAGUAAAAGCAUGCUAAGCUGUUAGAGCUGUUGAGAACGUGCAGCAGUGUAUCAUCUCCGUCGAAUUCAAGAAGAAACCAACACUCUGUAGAGGGGGUCACCAGUGCUUGGGAGGCUGCAUCACUCUGAAAUCAGAGAAGCUAGCAACUCGCACCGUUUUGUAUCCCCAGUACAUCUAAACAGAAUGCUUACUAGGAGGGAUGCAAAAGGCAGAAGAUAAUAUCUUUGACAUCAGGUGAGAGCAGGAAUGAAAACUUGUUUAGAAGAGAGUGUGUGAGAUGAUUAAAUUUCAUUUCCAUCAUUUCAGGACGUUGGUGUGUUAGGUGUGUUUCACCACAAGGUUUCUUAAAUCCAUUUUAAGCAUGCAAAAUAUUGAGAGCAGUUGAAUGCACAUUGUGUAUUUGAAUGUGCACACUGUAUGCGUAUUUACAUUUUGGGUAAAAUGGAAGUGAAUCGACCUCACCCCUCGUUUAGAGUAAGCAUCAUCCGGGGCUUGGUAGGCCUGUGACUAGUCAGUGAGAAGAAAUGUGGCAGCUCCUCCUAUGUUGAGAGUUGACCAGAGAGUAUUUACUUACAGCGAAUAGAACCGUAUCAGUGUCCUGUUACACUGCUUACAUCAGUAUUGAUGAACCUGCAGGCUGUACACACCUUUGAUCGUGUAUUGGAUGGAUAUGACCGAUUCCUCUGCAUAGCAAACACCUCUUUACCACCUGUGCUCCUCCCUCCGACUCUUCUCCGCCUCUCUCCACCUCUCUGUUGCCAUGUGAUGCAAUAACAGCAGAAACCUUUUAGAAAAAGCCCAAACAUGAGAGCUUGAGAACUGAGCAUGAAUAAGUGGCCUUGUUAUCAGAAUAAUAUCAGAGUCCCUGUACAGUAAAUGUCUCUGUUUAUUUUUAGAAUGUCGCUGUGAUGAUUCCACUUUGUUGUAUUAUUUGUUUAGGGUUUUUUUUUUCUUGUUUUGUUUUGUUUUGUUUUGUUGGGUUUGUUUUGCUUGCUGCCCCCAGCUUGAUAUCUGACACACACACACACACACACACACACACACACACACACACACACACAGAGAAACUAACUCAAUAAUUGUGAAUAUCUGCAUACUCACACACACAGAUUCUGUGAUUGCGCACAGGCACAUUCAUAUACAUACACAGACACAUGCUCAUCCACAGAUGCGGAUUUUGUAAAUACACACACACACACACACACACACACACACACACACACACACACACACACACUCACACACUCACACAGACAUUGUUGGAAGGUGUAGCAGCCGUUAAACCUUUAUACAUUCAUUCAAACUAAUGCCUCAGCUCUGUAUCUUAGCGUCAGCAUUAGGUUGGUUUCAACGGUUUGGUUGAAACGGUUGAAAUGUACAUUAUUAGCAUCAUUAUUGUUGUUUAUGAUUAUUAUUCUAUUUAAAAAGAAACAAAAACAAAAAGGUGUUCUGUCAAUGGACCUGUUAUACUCACAUCGGUGUACGAUGUGGAAACACUGUGAUUAUUGUUGUUUAUUAUUAGCAGAUGUUGUUGGACAACGUUAGUUCUAGGUCAAAUAUCAAAGAAUGAAAAGAAAAAAAAAACAUACAGAGAAACAGUUUGGGGUCCAUUCACUUUCAAUUCAAUGCAUUCAGCAAAUGGGUCCUCAUCAAAAUGUGAAAAUUAAAAUCCCCUCCUUUUCAAUACGAGCAUUUCUAUCUGGUUAUUGAGGAUGUGAUUAGAAAUGAAUGCCUUACCAUCAACCAACAAACUGCAGUCUCACUCAGAAUUUUUAAUUAAUUGAAUUGAAAGUUAAUUGACCUCAAGGCCCAAUUAAAAAGAAAAACAGGAGUGAAUGGCAGGAUAGUUGAUAUUUAGAUAUUAAAGUAAUGCUAGCUAUUUUUUCCUUAAUACAGUACUUAUAUAUCAGACACUUUAAAUAACCUCCCCGUUCCCUUUGUCCUCUGAUUCUGUUAGAUGAAUGUGAAUGUAUAAACCGAUGGUGUCAAUUUUAAUGUACUUGAAAAACUUCUGUCUUUUUUUUUUUCUCGCUCUCUCACUUCCCCUGAACCCCUAGUGCCUCUAGUCGAUACUGGAGGUACUUACUAGUGCCUUGCAUCCUUUCUGUUGCUUUUUGGGGGGGUCAUCGAGGGCUUGGGUUAACGUAAGCACAGUUGACAGUGUGUUGCUCUGCUCUUGAGUGCUGUACUGAGUUCAGGGGUGUCGCAAGCAUAGAAAUACACAUAGAAUGGAAACAGCGAUUGAAGUUAAUGGUGAUGUCACUGGAGUCAGUUGGAAUGACUUGAACCACUGGUGGAAGAGCCGUAAUCAUGGCUGGCAUUGUACACCGCAGAGCGAGUUUGUUGAUCACUCUCUUUCAUUUCAGCCUUUUCACAAAGUGUGUGUGCUUCAAAAUGCAAAAAUUGAAGGUCUUCUUUUCUAAAAAGCCUCAUAGACGCCAUGUUGAUUGAAAUACCCGAGAAGGAUUUCUGUCAUCAACCAUGGAAUGACAUUUUGACUUCACACUCUGAAAUGAGGGAAAGUGAAGUGACCUCGACUUUGCCACAGCGCAAAGAGCGAUUAUUUGAUUCGUAUGAUCCCUGAAAUGAAUGAAAGAGACAGGGAAGGCCGCCAUUAGGUUUGAGUCGGUGUGUGUAUCUGUGAGGCGAGGCCCGGCUGACGGCGUGUUGUUGUGCUCCUGCGGUGCUUUAAUAACAGUAGAUGGGCUCUGACUGUGUCCAAGGCCUGGGUACGCCACCAACAAAGAACGAAAGAUGGACAGAACAAGAGAGAGAGUUUACCAGUGCCAUUCUUUUUUUUUCUUUUCUUUUUUUUUUUAAAUCAGGGUUUUAAAUGUAGAUGGGGAAACGGGGAAGACAUUUUUUAAGUUUUAAGGAGGGAGUUGUUGACGAUUGUAGUUGAAGCUUGGACCACUCUGUACUUCAGAGGCAUUGUGCCACAUGCAGCAUACAGUCAGCAGUGGAAGCUUUGGUGCAGUGAACUGACUGUUUCUUUUGUUGACCUCCAUAAUAAACCAAUCUAAAACAAUCAGGCUGAUAGGAAAGGCCUCACAUUAGCUCACUGUCCCAAAUGAUAACAUUUUGUACCUGCAAUAGCUGGACAAAAAUGGGGGCUCACAUGGCUUUGUACUCCAUUAUGCAUCGAUUGUAGUGAGCUUAAUGGAAAGAUGAGGUCCCAAAAUCCAGUUGGCUAGUACAAUAGUGCAAGUGGCUAGUGAAUUUGGAGAUUUUGCCAGGCUUGGAAAUGAAAACAAGUUAGUUCCCUGCCCCGGGUUUGUGCACAGUUGCAUUAUUAACCAAUGCAUCGUGAGACCAAAAAUUUGCCAUAGAGAAAUGAUGUGUUCCCUCUAGACUCCCUCACUGAGGCACAUUUACCGUAUAGCAUUACCAUAGACUUGCAAUAGAAUAAUCAUACCUUAGCAAUAGACCAAGUCAAAGACGGACAGGCCAUGAAGAGGCAUGCACACUUUAACUGGCUCCAAGUGUCCAAAGCUGCAUAAAACCGUAGACUGGUUAGACUGCAGCCACACACAACCAGAUAUUAUGUGUUGGACAGCUGUAGGAGUCCGUCUCAUGUGAGCCAACCUGCAUGGCCAGGUGAAUUCAGCCAAAGGCUCACCGGGAGGGACAUUGGUUAGGUAUUUAUCAGGCCAGUGGAUUGUUCAACGCCUCCUCAUCUUAACACAUAAUUGAUGCUGCCGCUAAAAGAAAAACAUCUAUCUGCAAAGUGGUAUGGCUUUUACUGUAAUGAGCACAAGGAUGAUUUUAUUACUAUUAUGAUUAUUAUUAGUGUUGAUUCCCAUUCCCACUGUGUUUCUGAAGCUGGACCCUUGGGUUUAACAGAUGUCGUUCACAUAAAUGGCCACAAAAACUUUAAUUUGAUGUUGCAGUUAGGUGCUUUUCAGUUGGAGGAAACAGAAUCGGUGGUCAUGGUGAUUGAGAGGAUAAUGAUGGAUGUUACAAUGGUUUUAGUCACAGUGGUGGUGUUGAGGAUGGCGUUGUUGGUUGUGGUGGUGAUGAUGAUGAUGAUGAUGAUGAUGAUGAUGAUAAUGAUGAAUGUGGUGGUGAUGAUGAUGGUAUAUAUGUUCAUGGUGAUGAUGGAGGUUUGGUAGUGAUCUUGAUGACAAUGGCGUCCAGCAGGGACAGUCUAACCUAGAUUCAAGGCCUUUGACACCCUGCUCUGUUUCCUGUUUUCGUUUCUGGUACAAAAAGUUCUUGAUAUUUAAAAUCCUAACAAAAUCUCUUCUUUCUUCUUUUUUGCUGAGAAUGGUUUUGCUGGAUUCUGGAUAGUCAAAAUGAAAAAAUACAAAAAAAAGUUUCUUUGUAAAGUUUGUAAAUUUUUUUUUUUUUUUUUUGGCUUUGCCUGUUUUUGUGGUAUUUUCACUUUUCAUGAAUAGUCUGGAUUAAUGCAGCAUUUUUACUACUAGGCAAGUUUGGUUGAAGCUGUGAAUAGUCAUUGAGCCACUUUGCUUUAGUUCUGUCCGCGGUUAUGAUCAUCCCAAUUAUCAUAAUGUAUUACUAGAAGUUGAACCUUUAAUGAUGCCACCAACUCAGUGCCACUUGCUUUUCUACUAUAAAACCAGAGCUGAAGGAUGGAAAAAAAAAAAAAAAACGACCGAGUAUAUUUGCCUGCUUUUAACUCGUUGGAGCUGUUUUGGUUUCCUGGAUGUUCACUUUGGUCAUUGCUUGAGCCUCAAAUGAUUUCCACAGUUGAAGUUUGAUUUGCUUCAUUUUGCUGUUUCUCUUUCUGCAUCAUUUGUUCUGUGAGGAAAACCUACGGCACAGUGGCUGCCUGCAAUAUUAUUUAAACUUACAGUGUGGAGCUCUUGGGUUACAGUGGUGUGGGUACUCUCAUGGUGAAGAGUCCUGUUGUUACACUCACACUGGAAGACUCUUAUUCUGAAAAGCUGUAGAGUUAAACAUCACUGGGUGGAAAUAUUGUGAAGUUAUUUGAAGUUACACUUCUAGUGGAGGACUCUUACUGUGAAAAGCGUGAGUUAUCCAGCAGUUGGGGUACUUUUAUUGUGAAGGUUCCUGGAGUUACAGGAUUGUUAUUCUCGUUCUGGUCAAAAUUUGGAUUUUUCUGUUCUCUCCAAUGCUCACACAUUUUUCCUCUUUUUUUGUUUUUGUUUUUGUCAGCAAUUUUAAUGUCUAGCAGCACCUAACUUAAUUCAGUGGUUUCAUUUCCUGUAUUGUAUUUGACAUUGUACAAAAGUUGUUGGAUUAAAAAAAACACAUGUAUGAGUGAAUGAAAGAAAAAAACAUUUUAAAAAAAGAACAAAAACAUGUACAAGUAGGGAGUCUUUGGCAGCCUUUAACGGUAUGUUUGCACUAAGUAUAGAGUGUUCAAGCUUCAUAUUAAAAAAACAAACAAACAAACAAAAAAAAAAAAAACAACUUUGCGCUUUGCGCUCCAAUACAAUGAAAUUUGUUACUUUAUUUGUAAAAACUUAAUAAACAAAAGUUGUUAAAAUUA
Myripristis murdjan (pinecone soldierfish) is the source of this 15576-nucleotide messenger RNA. RefSeq names its product WNK lysine deficient protein kinase 1b (gene wnk1b). The transcript has 37 exons. The coding region runs from base 1341 to 9275 and encodes 2644 amino acids. Gene Ontology annotation, biological process: protein phosphorylation. Lineage: Eukaryota; Metazoa; Chordata; Actinopteri; Holocentriformes; Holocentridae. The record is from RefSeq and is a predicted model, not a curated record. Gene Ontology annotation, molecular function: ATP binding; protein serine/threonine kinase activity.